CGGCGCCACGACUAUAAUAAUUCAAUUAAGUAACUCUUUUCUAUUUUUAGUGAUAAAUGUUGACUCCUGGCCGAGUCUUAUUAAUUGUUAUUCCCUACCCAAGUAUACAAUUGAAGAGUCAUUUAUAAAUGAAGAGACUCUGUGAUGAAUGCUUGUGCUACUCCAGGCUGCGUGAUAAGAAUUUGCAUCACAUCCAAGGUUACACUAUACGUUUUUAUUUUUGCAGGUUGUUUUGCAGCAUCAUCCGAGAAGUAUGGAGAGCUGAUGAUUGCCAUUACACCACCCGGGAAGAAGACGUGGGCCGCAAUGGUAUCCCGGUCGCAGAAAUCUGGGAUUGUUGCCAAGAGGUAGUUCGAUUACUUUACCAGUGGUUAUACCCAGUCCAGACUCGACGUUUAUUGGAGUUCCAUGGUUCUUGGAUCAGAGCGAGGUCGAAUUUGGUUUCAUCGAACAUUCUUGCGGUACUUUAUUAUUUGAAUCGGUUCACCCCACUGCCACCUGGCUUGAGCCCUUUAGGUCCGCCCCCUCUGGGCGGUGAACGUGGUGGUUACUUUAGAAGGCGGCUGUUAUCGCAUAUCCUCAGCUUUUUGCUCUUGGGACGCCUUAGUCUUCUCGGACGAAACCGCACCUUACGGAAGUCAAAGAACAGUUUGAAGUUCAUUGACCUCAGCGUCUCCAUAGAUGCCUCGUCGACAGAAAAGACCGGGGUUUGAACCGGUCCCGAACACUCACGAUGUAGUACGAUCCGAUAUGUAUCCGAUCGAUCCUAAUGAAUUGGAUAUUGAUAUUGU
Messenger RNA from Anthonomus grandis grandis, 791 nucleotides. RefSeq lists its product as uncharacterized. The transcript has 2 exons. NCBI's taxonomy places the organism in Eukaryota, Metazoa, Arthropoda, Insecta, Coleoptera, Curculionidae. The record is from RefSeq and is a predicted model, not a curated record. The coding region runs from base 129 to 713 and encodes 194 amino acids.